AUGGGGCAUAAGCAAAAAAACGAUUGUGCUGAGCUUCUAAAAAUUUCCAAGUUAAUCAUUUGGGACGAAGCUCCAAUGGCUCAAAAAUAUUGUUUUGAAGCAUUGGAUAAAACACUCAAAGAUAUUAUGACUGGAUCAAAAUCUUCAAACAUAAUAUUUGGAAGAAAGGUUGUUGCUUUCGAUGGUUUGAUACCAGACAAGGAGUAUCUUAGCUCGGCUACAGUGGAUAAUUAUGAUGUAAAUGGAAAUGAAGCUUUCGACAUUUUGACGAAAAAGUUUCAUAACACACUUAUAACCUCAGGUCUUCCUAAUCACAUAAUUAAAUUGAAAAUUGGCACACUGAUAAUGCUUCUCAGAAAUAUUGAUCAAUCAGAGGGACUUUGCAAUGGAACAAGACUUAUUGUUACAAGAUUGGCAAACCAUGUGAUAGAAGCGAAGAUUAUAUCUGGAAAGAAUGUUAGGGCUUUAAUUUAUAUUCCAAGAAUGGACAUUUCUCCCACUUAG
Molecule: messenger RNA, 504 nt
Organism: Lathyrus oleraceus (garden pea)
Lineage: Eukaryota; Viridiplantae; Streptophyta; Magnoliopsida; Fabales; Fabaceae
Exons: 3
Coding region: 1-504 (167 amino acids)
Biological process (GO): telomere maintenance; DNA repair
Molecular function (GO): DNA helicase activity
Source: RefSeq, a predicted model, not a curated record